Molecule: messenger RNA, 2181 nt
Organism: Leptopilina heterotoma
Lineage: Eukaryota; Metazoa; Arthropoda; Insecta; Hymenoptera; Figitidae
Exons: 2
Coding region: 151-2082 (643 amino acids)
Source: RefSeq, a predicted model, not a curated record
AAAAACGUGUCGAGAAUAAUUCUAAGAAUAAAAAGAACAUGCGACUAUGAUAGUUAUAAAUUUAUAGAUUUUUUUGUUAAACUUCUCUUUGUAUCAUAGAAGUUGAAGAGAAUUGGAAUAGUGAGAAAAAUUUCCAGUAAAUAGAAGAAAAUGGAGAUUGCAAACUUGACACAUACGUUACAUACCGUACAGAUAAUUCCCAAUGACAUGUAUUUAAAAAGAUUGUAUAAUUUUAUGCUAUUGAAUUAUUUAGUGAACAUUCGAGACAUUAACAAUUCGAUAGUAAUUAUUAAUGCAUUUGGCGUCUAUCUAAACGAAUAUGAAUUCCAUGAAGAAUACUCUAAUCGUUUGACACAAUAUUUAUUGGACGAGAAUUUUAUGAUACAAACAAAUAUCACGUACGAUAAGAAUUUUAAGAGAAUACUCUAUGAUCACAUAAUAUGUAGCGUUGUUUUUGAAGAGUAUGGCAAUAUCUAUGGAUUUUUAGCCGAAGCUUAUAGAAGAGGAAGAGAAAAUCAAACAAUUGAUCGUUUUCUCAAUAAUGCGAGAAUAUUGCUAAGCAGUAUAAAAAAACAAUUUCAAUAUUCAAGAGCAAUGCUCAAUGUGAACCUAGUGGAAAGAAUAUUUCAUGGAAUAAUUAUUCCCCUAUUUCCAGGUUCUAGGGGAACUUUGAUAAAUUCAUUGGAUUUCAUUUACGCUCAAGCUGGUUCAAUUCUUUAUAAUUCGGCUUUGAUGAAGUACAAUUAUUUCUUUGAUCUUUCAAUUGAUGAGAAAUCACCAAAAUAUUCCAGUCAACAGUACAUUUUUGAUGAUUGCCUCGAAAUUGGUUUGUCAGUUCAGCAAUUAGUUAUUUCUGGUGAAAUUCCUAAGACAGCUUUAGAGAUUUUUGUCCUACCGGCACUUUUAAAUUAUGUCCAGACUGAAAGGAAGAAUCUCGAACACGAGUCUAUAAGGACUAUCAUUUCUGAUCAAAAACACUGGAAUAAGGCUUUGGAACAAUUAUUUUUGAAAAUGAAAAAAACAUUGGAAUUUGUCAACAUUUUGGAUGUUUUUGAUCAAAAAUACAAAUACCACCUGGCUUUAUUUCAUUACGAAAAUGAAACACAAUUUGCAAAGAGAAUGUUGUUGGAGAAUUGUGAAUUUCACGAUAACGCUCGAUUAGAAGAAGAAACAGUAAAUUAUGUAAAUAAUUCCAAUUACACAUGUUCUGAAAAUAAAAAACUACUUCCCUUGGUUGAAGCUCUCAAGAACAGAGAUCGAGAAUUUCUUUAUAAAUAUUAUUUUCAAAGAAAGGCAAUAAGUGACGAUGUUGAUAAAAAUAGAUCGGUAACAUUAGCCAGAGGAAGAUUGACAAUUAAUGGGGAAAGUUUCAUUGUUUGUAAUAAUAAAGGAUCGGAAUCAAAUUCCCAGCAUGUGAAUAAAACUGAACAAAUUCGAAAAUUAGGAGAAACUCACAAAGCAGGAAAGAAUAGAAAAAACUUUCAACUCCGGAAUGAAAGGAAUGUUCUUGAAACUGAAAAUUUAACGAGUAUACUGGAGAAGGGAGAAAAUAAAACGGAAAUAUUUAUUUCGACAUCAGAGAAAAUUGAAAAGGAAUUACCAAAAUUGGAGUCAAGAAAAAAUUAUUGUUUCUCUUUGCUUUAUGCAUGCAUUGCAGGGAUCAUUGAAGGGAAUCGAAUUAGUUCACCAAAUAAUUGUCCAAUACGAGGAGCAAUUCGAUUUUAUGAUGUAACAAGAUGGGAUGCUAUUACUGCACAAUUAAUAACAUUUGACACUCGAUUUAGAUUAUUCAAAUUUGGAAUUUCAAUGAGGACAAUAGCUCUAAUAAAUUCGAUGCAAACGGCUUUUAAGGACAACAACAAUCGGACAAUGACCCCACAACAUCUAACGAACAACAUGAUAAGUGAUAUUAAAUUUCCAAAAUUCCCAGCAAUUGAUGUUGGUUAUGAGAUUGGAAGUAUUUUAGGCAGUGAUGGUUUAAAUGCUAUAGAAAAUUUGAUAACAACGAUUGAGAAAGACUUUUUUGUUUCAUACUUACCUGCGACUCGGAACUACAGCAUAAACUUUAGAAAUUUCGGGUAAUUUUAAUUAUUUUUUUUGUUAAUUGAAUUGCUUUACAGUAGAGGUAAUUAUUUUAAAAAUUGUAAUUGUAUGACAUUAAAAAUUUGUUUUAGAGAUGUA